Molecule: messenger RNA, 1800 nt
Organism: Trichoderma asperellum CBS 433.97
Lineage: Eukaryota; Fungi; Ascomycota; Sordariomycetes; Hypocreales; Hypocreaceae
Biological process (GO): amino acid transmembrane transport
Cellular component (GO): membrane
Molecular function (GO): L-amino acid transmembrane transporter activity
Source: RefSeq, a predicted model, not a curated record
AUGCCGUCCUUCUGGCGGCGUCCUUUUCAGAGCAGUGAAGAAUCUCAAUCUACUGAAGUAGAAGAGAGGGGAUCAUCAUCGGACAGUGAUCCAUCCGAGCUCAUUGCCGGAGGCACGCAUUAUGUCGCAGGCAAAGCAGCCAACAACAAAGAGGUAUCCUAUCAAGAUGCCUCUGGUGCACCCGUUGAAGAGUCAUCGCCCUUAGGAUAUAAUGUUGGGCCUAUGACAAUUCUGUUUCUGAACGUGAGUAAGAUGAUCGGCACAGGCAUCUUCUCGACUCCCUCGAGCAUUCUUUCCGGAACCGGCAGCAUCGGUUUGAGUCUGAUAUGGUGGGCUCUUGGAUUUUUAACUUCCACAUGCGCGUUUUCUGUGUAUCUCGAGUUCACAUCCUAUUUUCCUUCGCGGUCAGGAGCCGAGGUGGUGUAUCUCGAGCAAGCAUUCCCACGGCCGCGUUGGCUGAUAUCAACGGCGUUCGCUUUUCAGACAGUGAUUUUGUCAUUCAGCAGCGGAAACUGUUAUGUUUUGGCUGAGUAUAUCUUCAAAAUGUCAGAUCACACCCCUACUGAUUGGCAGUUGAAGGGAGUAGCUGUAGCUGGUUACACUGUUGCAGUCCUUGCUGUGAUUUUGCACAACAGACAUGCGUAUCACUUCGCCAACGUGGUCGGUUUCAUCAAAAUUUCCACGCUGCUCUUCAUAUCCAUUACAGGAUUCGUAGUCCUUGGAGGGCACACCCGCGUUAAGAAUCCGACGGCCAAUUUUCAAAAUUCUUUUCAGGGAAAAGCUACUGCUUACGGAACAACAAACAGUUUAUACAAAAUUAUUUUCUCCUAUGCUGGAUUCGAAAACUCUUUCAACGUUGCCAAUGAAGUCAAGAAUCCCGUGAAGAAAAUUCGUCGCAAUGGCUUCAUUGCCAUAUGCACAGUUACAGUUCUAUACAUUUUGACGGUUGUUGCCUAUUAUUCUGCCGUUCCGAAAGAAGACAUUGUGGGCGGCAAGCUAACUGUCGCCAAUCUAUUUUUCAUAAAUGUCUUUGGAGACAGCAAGGGUAUUAGGGCUCUCAACUUCUUGAUUGCAAUCAGUGCUUUUGGCAAUCUGGUGGCCGUAUUAAUCGGAUCCUCGAGGGUUAUUCGUGAAUGCGGUCGACAAGGUGUCCUCCCAUUCACCAAAUUUUGGGUUUCAACUUAUCCAUUCGGUACCGCCCUUGGACCAUACCUGUUCAAAUAUGUCAUUACUCUCGUAAUGAUCUUAGCACCCCCUGCUGGAGAUGCCUUCAACUUUGUUACUGACCUCGGUGUGUACCCUGGCUCUUUCUUUGACUUCUUAAUGAGUGUUGGUCUUCUUAUUGUACGACAUAAGCGAAAAGCCCUCAAUUUGCCAAGGCCUGUGUUCAAAGCCUGGGAUAUCGCUAUUUAUUUCAGUAUUCUCAAGAAUCUCUACCUACUCAUCAUGCCGUGGUACCCUCCUGCAGGAGGAGCAACUGGUGGCGACGUUAGCUUCUGGUACGCUACGUAUGUAGUUACCUCUGUCGGCAUCCUCGUGGGCUGUGCGGCCUAUUUUUGGCUUUGGGUUCACGGCAUUCCUCGUCUCCGAGGUUACAAAAUCCGAGAAGAAGUGGUUACCCUCGAUGAUGGUGCAAAGAGUCAUAAACUGGUCAAAGUGCCAAAUUCUGAAAUCGAGGAGUGGGACAAGAAGCACGACCAUGCUGGACGCAUCAUCACAGAGGCUAUUGAUCCAGUCGACGAGGCACAGAGUAAAAUCUUGAUUGCAGGAAAGGAUGGCACUUUGUCUACCACACAAUAA